GUGCCGGCCCCGCCCCGCCCCCGCCGCCAUGUUGUGGAGGCGGCGGGAGCGGCGGCGGGAGCGGCCGGCGGGGGUGGAGGAGUAUGCACGGCGCGGAGCGGCGGCCCGCGGGCGCGCACCCUGACCGGUGGGUGCUCAUUGCACCAGAGGCUGCUACCGACCCCCCUACAGCACCUGACAACGAACCUAUGUUUACAAAACUACGCAGUCCAAGCACAGGGGAAGCAACUCUUUACUUAUUCAAUAGUGGUGCACAGCAGCUGUUCGAAGUAAAAGCUUUUCAUGAGGAAUAUCGUUCCUGGUUUAUAGGUGAGACUGUUCAACAAGAUGGGCGCCUGCUCUUUGUUACUCCGAUGGACCCCUUAUUUCUGAUACUUUAUUACCUCAUAAAGGCAGACAAAGAGCAGCAAGGAAAGUUCCAGCCACUGGAUCAAGUUGUGCUAGAUUCAGAGUACCCGUAUUGCCCAUUGCUGCUGAAGUGUGAAGGAGUCAAAUGGUCCAUAUGUCAUAUAACAGAAGAAAAAGAGAUUGGCAGUCAGAAAUUUCACAAGUACAGCCAAGAGAAAACAUUGAAGUGGUUAAAGAAAAAGGUCAAUCAAACAGUGAAAGCACUUAAAAGCAACAAUAUAUGUGUAGGCGAAAGGAUAUAUUCAGCUACAUUUGUCAGCGGUAAACAAAUCACUGAUGCUGAAGAAGACUAUGUGCGAUAUGCCCAUGGGUUAAUAUCAGAAUAUAUUACUGAAGAGCUGAGCAAGGAGCUGUCAAAAUACCUAGGUCUUCCAGAGCAUACAGUCCCAGAACCAGAGCCACCGUUGAAGAAAAGGAAGUUAUCAGAUGUCCCUGUGGAAGCAGAAGAAGACUAUACUAAGUUUAACAGCAGUAAUCUGAAAAACAAAAAGACAAACAGCAAGAUGUCUGCAGCUCAGAAGGCUCUGGCCAAAGUUGAUAAGAGUGGAAUGAAAUCCAUUUCUUCUUUUUUUAGCUCCAAACCUAAAGCAUCAAAAUGAACACUUGUUCUUGAAAAAGUUUUAUAUAGUGGUUACUUUUACAUUAAGCUAUCUUUUGUUUGUUUGCUUGGUUUUUUGUUACUAGUUUAUUUGAGACAUGUCUGCGUCUGUGAUGGAGUGUGAUGAAGGUAUCUGUGGGGCUGCUGUUGUCUCAGUAUUAUGGUGAAAUUCCAGCCUGGAAUUAGCACAUACCAUACAGUGCAGCCAUAUUAAUUUGUCUUCUAGGGCAACCUCAGUCAGUGUCACCACAGAGUUUUGUCACUGCACUCCAUUCUGGCCUGGAGACAUGCCCUUUCCUGUGACAAAUGUUGAAGGGGAGGAUUUUUGUUCAUUAGGAAGAUUAUUUCUUGAAACGCUCUGGAGGUUUUUACUCAGUGUAACACCCGAAUGGGGUGGCAUAAUCAGAUUUCUAUGUUGAUGAGAAUCUAAGUGCUGAAGUAAGCAUCACUGUUAGUGCCAGUUUAUCAAGGCAGAGGUAUAUUGGGAUUUUGGUUUUGAAUACGCUGGAAACAAUUGUGAUAAAUUUCAACAUCCAUGUAAUGCAAUAAAGUGCUUUAUGUAACAGUUUGUGUUUAUUGUGUUUGCUGUAUGUUUCAGGGGUUGGGUUAGCCUUAAAGACACUCCUUGUGGACUUUUGGUAUUUUUCAGUGUGUGAAUUGUAAUCCUUAAUGAAUUACAAUGUUGCUGUGGACUUCAAUGAUAAAUCUCUUAACACAUAGUAAUAUAGGAAUAUUUUAUGUUUAGUUCCAAGGUGUAUAGGUCCUCACGAAAGUAAUUAAGGGAAGAUUUACUUGAAGACAGCAGGGUACAUUUGAAAAAGCCUUUGUGGUGUUGGAUGCAAAAUUAUAAAUGUUGAGUAUCUUAGAUAAGAUUUAAGUUUAUGAACACCUGCACAUAGAUGGACUAUUAUUUGAACAUAUAACUCACUCUUGUAUGUAUUCUUUCCUCAUUGUAAGGAAUUCCUGUAUUGUACAGAGGGAUAUAGCUAUCUACUAUGAUGCAACCUUUACAUUUCACAGAAUGAAAAAAUGAAGUCACUGGGAUUGUUUGUAUAGAUGUAGCCAGUCCUGUAGAGCUGGAAGAAACCAAGCAUUAAGCAUUUCAUGGGCUGCACCAUUACUGUGGUUGAGCUGCAAUGCUUUAAAGAGACGGACGAUCUUAACAUCAUUCUUUGCUACUUGAGCUCAGUAGAGAAUCUACUUAAAUCCCUUGAUAAUAGGGAUUUUUAGAGAAAAUGUGACUGCCAUUUUCCCAUUUCAGACCUACUUGCCUUUUACAGCCCUUGUGCUACAGAGGUAUCUGUUAGGUUUAAGAGCUCUGCGGUGUUCUUUUCCAAACAGAAGUGAAUGUAAAACUGUGCUGUGCAUUGUAUGCUGUUUUGUAGUUGCUGUUGGCAUCUGUAGGCCUUUCAAAACAGUGUUUUUUCAAAGCUGUGCUUGUAAAUAGGCAAAUACAUGGAAUUAUCUCUGAUUGCAAAGAUACUUAUUUCACCAUUGAGCCUUCUCAAUGAAGCUGGAACAAGGAACAAAUGUAGAGUUAAUUCUCCCACUUUGUCCAAACUGAAUCAUCUAGGCCAAGAAUGACAUUCUUUAGAAUAAAUAAACGGUUUUCAGGCAUUCUGAAGAAUCAUUUCUAUGUCUUCCUUAUUUCUGGAAGACAGUUUGUAGUAUUUCUCAGUAUACAUCCAAACAGUAAUGUGUGAUUCAGAUGCAGACACUUCAUUGAUUUUUAAGCUUAGAGAAAUUCCUAUUAUACCACACUGCCUUGCUCUUCAGGUGUCUUUAGCAAAGUAUCAGCAUCUUUGUCAGUAGAGCUGCCUGUUUUGACAUUAACUAUUAGAUAAGCUUAAAAAAUAAUAGUAAGUGCCAUUGUGAUAAUUUUUGAUGUGCGCUACUUCGUGAAUUUCCAUCUUGCCUUUUUUUUUCUACCUUACUUGUCUGCACUAGAAGUGAAAACAAACCCUGUAGCAGACGUGUUUGUUUAUCCAGAGGUUUUUCUUACUAUGAGUUGGAAAGAAAAGCACUCAAUGAGCCCAGAAUGAGCAACUGCAGUUGUGAACUUGGAAGGGUUGGGUUUUGAAAAGCAUUCAACUUAGCCCAGUGGUUUAUUUUGAGAAUAAAAGAUGCCUUCCAAAUUGGUAUCAGUAGAAAAAAGGAUGCACCACUGAUGAAGCCUUUUGAAGAACACUAAUGAAAGUGCAGGAUAGUGUAAUGAAAAUAGAACAAAUGGGCACUUAUUGUCAUGUUAAUGGUGAAGCUUUCUGCAGUAAGCAACAUCUUAAGGAUUAUGUUUUGGAAAAUGAGAGGAAAGAAACUGCAUCUCUAAAGAGAGGGCCCAUUCUGAGCAUUGGAAAGUUUUGAGAAAGGAAGCAAGCAUGGGAUGGGAAUUUCAGCGGAAAAACACGAAUGGGGGAGAUUUACAGAAGAAACAAGCUGUGAAGUGGGACAGAUAGAUGAUAUUUUUUAUUCUAAAUAUAUAAAUCUGCUACUUUUGGUAUUUUUUAAAUAGUUUUGGAAAUGCAUCAGCCUGUUCAUUGACUGAACAAUUUGAGAACAUUUCUUCUAAGAAAAGAAUCCUAUUUCUCUGUCAGACUUUAGGACAGAAGGGCAGUCCUGGUACAGGUGGAAGGCUUUUGUGGACUUCUGAUCUGAGCUUUUCUUUUUUUCUUUCUCUAAACAUAGCUUUCGCAUCAAUCUCUGCGUGUAAGAAAUAGUCUUCUGUAUGUGCAUGUGCUGUGCUUUAGUUUGUCACAUCUCAACUUCAGCUGACUGCUAUACUGUAACUUAGAGCAACUGAGGUUUGAUUAGUUACUGUGCCUUUGAGCAGAAAUUUGUGCAUGACAGAGGAACAUGAGCCAUUUCCAAGAGCCAUUACAGCUUUCAUGUGAAAACAAAACUCUUUUCCUGUUAGGAAAGAAUGUAAUACAUUUAGUAACUUUGAAACCUUCUUAACGUGUAGCUGUAAGAAGUUAUGAAGAACACGUGGUGCCAAAUACAUAAAACAAUAUUUCCUACCACAAUGAGGAUUUAAAUAUAGUUACUGUGACUGGCCAGCAGUAGCACUCGGUCAUCAUGAAGUGCUGCUUUGCUGUUUCUUGCUUCUUAGCUUAGUUUGGGACAAUAUGCCAGCACCAUUCAGAAAUGUGGUCUAACUUUAUUGCUCUUUCAGAAUUAGCAUGCUGUUUCUACACACUCAUGUAAAUAUCUGAUGAGUUGUGAUCCUUUUAUUGUAGUUGGUUUUGGAUUAAGCUGCUCUUGUAGUCCCACUCUCUUAAGACUUCGCAUUGCAAACAGACUGACAUCAGUGAGCAUGGAAAACUUCAUAUGGAAAUAAAGCACUGACUUGGGGAUAUAACAGGGUUGGACUUGCACAUCAUUUUCAGUCUGAAGUAAUAAAAUCAGUUCUAUUUGUAGGAGUGACAAUUGAUGAUUUGGUAUUUUUCAGUGAAAAUGAUGGCACAAAAUGAUGGUAGUAUUUGCAUUCACAUCUGAAAUUUAAAAGAGUUAGCAAUUCUUUCAAGUAUUAAUUGCAUCUGACUUCAUGGCUUUUAGAGACAAGGUAAAUGCAUGGAUGCUUAUUUGAAUAGAUUGAUUCUUAUGCCUAGGAUUUUUUUCUUUUCUUUUUAGAUGCCUGCACAAAAACAUCCAAAGAAGAAAUGAAAGAAGCGUAAGGAGACUUGCUAAUAUUAUUUUAACUUGCCAUAAUCUCAAACCAGCUUUUAAAGGCUUUUUUAGUGCACUUUCUGAAAAUAAAUGCUUAAAGUUAGAUGUGCCCUGUUCCAAGAAAAAGCAAAUCUCAGCAGAUUAACAUUGUUAAAUAUGCGGUGUGUUAAACAUACAGUGCUUCAGAUUUUAUAGCUUAUCCACUAUUGGUCUAUCGGGCCCUUCCAGGAAAGCACUUACAAGCAUGCCUAAUGUUAAGCACAUGAGCAGUGAUCUUCAAGUCAGCAGUGUUGUUCGUGUGGAUAAGUGCUUUGCUGGACCAGGGCCUAAAGUCCUGUUAGGUGCUGAGCAUCCUGAUCCAUAUCCAGCAAAGCACUUAUGUCUAUGCUUAUCUUGAAGUGGAAGAGCUGGUCUAACUAAUAUUUGUGCAUUAGUGUUUGCCAUAAAACCUCUCUUGGCACGGUGACUCACAUGCUUAAAAUUAAGCACCUGCCUAUGUAUUUUGCAAGAUCAGACCAACAGCAUCCUUGAGCAAUUCCUAUGUAAUUACUUGAUUUUGUAUGAACUUUCCAUUUUCUGGUUGUUUUUAACAGAGCAAAUGAUUUUAGUGGCCAUAAUUUCAAGAUUUAGAAGCUUCGUAGCAAAAUGCUGUGUGCAGUUUCCACAUUUAUAUUUCAAAUUUUAGUCACAUUCAACAAAAUAUUUUAGACUAAAUUGUUCAGACUUAAAAUCAUCAAAAAAUGAAAAAUGUUGAUUUUUUAUAUUUUAAGGACAUUUCAACUUUUUUUUGUUAAGAGUUAUUUCACUGAACUUAAUCUGAAUGAUUUUGUCCAACCAACCGUGUUCUGGUAUCCAGAAUAGGUUACCUAGGUCUGUCUGUGUGAGCAGGCUGAUUCUUGAGGUGCUAAGGUUGGGCUAGGGGGUGUGUUCCGAGGGGCUAAUGGAGGAGCUGUAGUUCUAUUUUUUUCUUCCUGGCAGAAUGAAGCCUAAACAUGAUUAAAUCAACAUGUACUUUUUUUAAUGUUGAGAACAAAGCUGAAACUUAUGUAGUCCUUUAGGGUAACAACAAAAAAUAAGAGACACUUCGUUAUAUUAUUGUUGUGGAUGUGUGCAAGAUAUUUUCCAUGGGG
This is a messenger RNA of Lagopus muta (rock ptarmigan), 5799 nucleotides long. It is a transcript of the gene RNASEH2B, whose product is annotated as ribonuclease H2 subunit B. Gene Ontology annotation, cellular component: ribonuclease H2 complex; nucleoplasm. Gene Ontology annotation, biological process: RNA catabolic process; ribonucleotide metabolic process. The record is from RefSeq and is a predicted model, not a curated record. The coding region runs from base 84 to 1007 and encodes 307 amino acids. The transcript has 11 exons. Lineage: Eukaryota; Metazoa; Chordata; Aves; Galliformes; Phasianidae.